AUGCGGAGAGAAGGAGAAGGAUUAAGUGGACGAUUUGUCAUAACAGCUCUUCCUACCAUCUAUCACUGUAAAGAUGGAGAGUUCAGGAGAUACCAGGGUGCAAGAACCAAAACCGAUUUCAUAAAUUUCAUCAGUGACCAGGAAUGGAAAUCUAUUGAACCAGUUUCAUCAUGGUUUGGUCCUUCCUCUUUCCUGAUGAGCAGUAUGUCAGCUUUGUUUCAGUUGUCAAUGUGGAUCAGGCACUGCCAUGGUUACUUAACAGAAAAUGUUGGAAUACCGGUCUGGGGCUCAUAUGCCAUUUUUGCGUUGGCAACUCUGUUCUCGGGACUGAUACUGGGACUUAUAAUGGUGUUCUUAGCAGACUGUAUCUGCCCAUCCAAAAGGUACAGACCGCCACAGUACCCUUAUUCAAGAAAGCUAGCUCCAGAGUCAGCUCAGCUGCUGAAAAAGCUGGAUGAAGAGCAAGAAGCAGACGAGGAAGAUAUCUCGGAUGAUGAAACGGAGGGUAAAGAGGAGUCUGACAGAAGCUCGUCACCGAAUGCUGUAAGACAGCGCCCAGUGAAUCCUGCUGCUGCGAAUGAUAAAUCCUAG
This is a messenger RNA of Opisthocomus hoazin, 591 nucleotides long. The record is from RefSeq and is a predicted model, not a curated record. NCBI's taxonomy places the organism in Eukaryota, Metazoa, Chordata, Aves, Opisthocomiformes, Opisthocomidae.